Molecule: messenger RNA, 1980 nt
Organism: Glycine soja
Lineage: Eukaryota; Viridiplantae; Streptophyta; Magnoliopsida; Fabales; Fabaceae
Product: transcription factor bHLH30-like
Exons: 2
Coding region: 670-1488 (272 amino acids)
Biological process (GO): regulation of DNA-templated transcription
Molecular function (GO): protein dimerization activity; DNA-binding transcription factor activity
Source: RefSeq, a predicted model, not a curated record
AGCUAAAGAUCAUUGCUCAGUGGUGAUCUUCCUUGUUUGUGAAUUCUAUUCUAUUCUAUUCUAUCAGCACUUUCAAGUUUCAAGACAGCAAGCAUAUCAUACAAACCUUGUCCCUUGUCAUUAUACUUUCACUGAAAUCCAAGUCAGAGUCAAUUCUCAGUGUCUCACUUCCCAAAAUUCUUCACCCUUUUGGCCUUUUUUCCCAUUCAGAAAAUAUGAUUCAGUUCAAUACAACCAAGAUGAAAAAGUGGAUGUUUUCACACUGAUCUUCUCCUUAAACCCCGCCAAGUUAGUUUUUCUUUUUCUUUUCCCUUGCCUAAUGGAAGUUAUGUCAAACACCAUCAUCAAGCAAAGCAACAACAUAGCAAUUUCACAAGGCACCAUCCAUUUUCAAAAACUUUCUUUCUGGUUCGCCCCUCGAACUCGUCCACCGGGUUAAUUUUCCUUCUGAUCUUUCUCUUGUAGCUCCACUCCACUAAAAGGGUUUUCAAAGGUUUUAAAAAACCUCUACCAUAGCAAUUUCAACUACAAAAGUCAAGGAUUUUAGACUAAUCGCAAUUCGUGAUUGUAACUGUGGUUGCAUCGGCUGUAUUUGUUGGUAAUUUUUUUACAACAUCAAGUAUCAAAAUAAAACUGCAACCACGACUGCAAUUUAAAACCUUUAGGACUAUGGUUUACUCCUUCUAUGACAAAACCUCUUCUUCUUCUUCUGGCUCCGAUAUUUCGGGGUUGUUCAAUCCUACUUUGCAUAACCUUGGAGCCUGCAAUGACUUGUCAUCAUCACCACAUUCUUUGGUAUUUGAGAGUGAUAAGGGAGAGCUGGUGAAGUGCCUUGCAGCUGCAAAGGUAGGGAAGAGUGAGAUUUGUGAGGCCAAAGCUUUGGCUGCUUUGAAGAACCACAGUGAAGCAGAGAGGAGGAGGAGGGAGAGAAUAAACGGUCAUCUUGCAACACUACGUGGCCUUGUGCCAUCCACUGAAAAGAUGGAUAAAGCCACUUUACUGGCUGAAGUGAUUAGCCAAGUGAAGGAGUUGAAGAAAAAUGCAGCGGAAGUAAGCAAGGGUUUUCUGAUUCCAAAGGAUGCUGAUGAAGUGAAAGUUGAACCAUAUAAUGAUCAUGAAGGAGGAGAAGGAUCCAUGUCUUACAGUGCAACUAUCUGCUGUGAUUUCAGACCUGAAAUACUAUCUGACCUAAGACAGACCCUUGAUUCCCUUCCACUGCAUCUAGUCAAGGCAGAAAUUUCAACUUUGGCAGGUAGGAUGAAGAAUGUGUUUGUCUUCACUUGUUGCAAAGAAAACAUUAAUAAUAUUGAUUUUGAAAAAUGCCAAGCUCUUGCAAGUACUGUUCACCAGGCACUAUGUUCUGUGAUGGAAAAGGCUUCUGCCUCACUGGAUUUCUCACCAAGAACAUCACAUGCAAGCAAGAGGAGAAGACUAUGCUUUAUUGAAACAUCCAAUUCCACAUGCAACCAUGGGUCUUGUUUGUGCUGAUGUCAAGAAUUUGAUGUGUUAUGUUAUUUGUUUCUGCUGCAAGUGUUACAGAGUGUGGUAUUAACAUUUCUUAUUUUUUGAGGAAUGCUAACAACACAACUGAUAGUAUAUUGUUUAAUAUGUUUUCUAUUAUUGGGUGAAUCUCACUGAACAAUAAAUGAGAUUCGUUAAAUAGCAUAUGUGACAUCAUAUAAUGAGAGCCACGCUUAUCCAAUAAUAGAAGUUGUGUUAAAAAAAGUUUGUGAGAGAAUGUACUAUUUGUCUUACUAUGCUGGCAAAUUAUAGCUGUUCUGGAUUUACCCUUGCACCCCUUCUAAAAGUAUGUUUAGAAGUAUUCUUUUUUCAAAGGUACAAACAGCAAUCAACAGUAUGUUCACAAUGAUUAUCCAAACCAGUACUACUAGUAUGAUGUUUCUGAAUUUGAAAAAUGGCUUGUGUGGAAGCUUUUAUGGUGUAUGUAUAUCUAUGCAGAGCAAUUGGAGAUUUGUGUUA